Didymodactylos carnosus is the source of this 969-nucleotide messenger RNA. The record is from the annotation of a GenBank genome assembly. Lineage: Eukaryota; Metazoa; Rotifera; Eurotatoria; Philodinida; Philodinidae.
AUGGCGUCGCCUUCAAUUGCAACGAAUUUGAGUUUGAGAUUAACUCACAACAUACUUCGUGUUAGUAAUCCAAAAGAGUUAAUCAACUUUUAUAUAGAAAAAUUUGGAAUGAAAGAAGGUGGAAUAAGUCAGUCAGCAUCAGAAACGUACAACAUUUCCACUGUGGGCUAUUUAUCUAAUCCAAAAUCUGUUCAACUUGAAUUUCAUAACGUACCAAAUAAAUCGUAUACAUCGCAACAUAAAAAUGAAGGACGAGGUGUGUAUUGGAAAAUUGGAGUCACAUUAAGAGAUGUUGAUCUGGCUGUAGAUAUUUUACAGAAGAAGAAUGUUCACGUAUCAAACGGUAAACAAUUCGAAGAUAUCGGCUAUCUGUGUCAUUUGAGUGAUCCAAAUGAUUUUACCAUUGAACUAUUACAACAUGAUUUUAAACAAAAUUUUAGAAAGCCACAACCGGAUACAAAUUUUCCUGAAUUAAAACAGCCAGCAUGUAUUGGACAAAUAACAUUAAAUGUUAGUGAUAUCAAAAAAACAUUAACAUUCUACGAACAAAUAUUAGGAAUGAAACUGUUAUCAAUACAAGAUGUAUCGCAGUACGGUUUUAAAUUAUAUUUUCUUGCAUGGACAGAUGAAGAACCACCGAAAAAACGAGAAUCAAAUGAUAAACGGGAUAAUUAUACAUGGGACUUGUACGAUGCAACGCAAAAUCGUGAAUGGCUAUGGAAACGACCUUACACAACAAUUGAAUUGAAACAUGGUGGAUCAGUAGAACCAUUUGUCGAUUUAAAAGAUGGAGAUGUCGGUUUUGAAGGUUUGCGUAUUACGUGUAACAAUCUAACUUCAUUUGAAACGUAUAUGGAAUCAAAAGGUAUACCUGUAAAAAAUUCUUCACAAGGUUCAAAUGGUCGCGAAAGAGUCAUACGGGAUCCCGAUAAUAUACCAAUAUUCGUAACAGAAGAUAAAAACGCGUGA